Molecule: messenger RNA, 3013 nt
Organism: Saccostrea cuccullata (small rock oyster)
Lineage: Eukaryota; Metazoa; Mollusca; Bivalvia; Ostreida; Ostreidae
Product: ectonucleoside triphosphate diphosphohydrolase 5-like
Exons: 15
Coding region: 183-1616 (477 amino acids)
Molecular function (GO): hydrolase activity
Source: RefSeq, a predicted model, not a curated record
UUACUUCCGGUCAAUAGUAAACAAGCACGGCGGUUGUAAAAAUAGAGUUACACGUCAGUCAGAACUUGAUGACCACUUAUACUGGCCUCUAGACGACCAUAUCCUGUGCUUUUAUCGAAAUCUAGACAAAAGAACGUAGAUAUUUUCAAACAUGUAGGAAUUAAAAGCAAUGAUGCAGAAAGAUGUUCAAUACAGCCCCACGCUACAGCAUGUAUCAGCUCCGUGGAAGAAUCAGUGGAUUUCUAGCAGUUGUGUUAGUGGUUGCUCUAAUUCUUGUGGUUACUGGAUAUGAUGAUUUUAAACACAAAUUCAUCAGGACUUCCAUUUUUAAGGACAAGAAAAAUCCAUAUGUAUUUAAUGGAGAGGCAACAUUGAAUGUGCCACAUGAACAGUUGAAGGGAAAUAAUGGAUUUGCACAGGUCACUCCAGAGUAUAGUGUCAACAAUGAUAAGGAUAUAUAUGCUAUUGUGUUUGAUGCAGGAAGCACUGGAUCAAGAGUUCAUGUAUUCAAAUUCGAAAUUACAAAAGGUGGUCUGUUGAGAUUAGACAAGGAACUUUUCAAGACAACCAAGCCGGGACUCUCAGCUUAUGCAAAUGAUCCUCGUUUAGCAGCUGAGUCAUUAAGGCCAAUGGUAAUUGAAGCACUAGCUUUUAUUCCAAAAGCUAAGCAAAGGUCAACACCGAUAACUCUAAAAGCUACUGCGGGACUCCGUCUAUUGCCCGAAGGGUCAGCUGACAACAUUCUUAAUGAGGUAACACAGAUGUUUAAAGAGUACCCAUUUCCUAUAGGUGAAAUAAGUAUAAUGGAUGGAAUAGAUGAAGGAAUUUUCAGUUGGAUAACACUGAAUUAUGUAAAAGGUACCCUCACUAGUGGCAACAAAACUGUAGCUGCUCUAGACUUAGGGGGAGGAUCUACACAGAUUACAUUUGUUCCUCAGCACAGGGAAACCAUGAAAGCUGUUCCAAAAAACUUUACAAGUAAAAUUACACUGUUCAACAGAAGUCACAAGUUAUAUACACACAGCUAUCUUGGUCAAGGCUUAAUGUCAGCAAGAUUUUCUCUCCUAUCCAAUGAUAAAAAGCCAGAUGAAGUGGCAAAUUCUACUAUACUCUCUAGCCCCUGCUUACCACAUAAAUUCUCAGGACAUUUUAGAUUAGGAUCACGAAAAUUUCAAGUACGGGGAACCAGAGAACAUGAUCACAGUGUUUACUACAGUGCCCUGACCAAUGGCAGCUCUUUUAAUGCCUGUCUGAAGGAUGCCGUUACCUUUGUGGAUAAUUAUAUGGUAGACGUUAAAGAACUUAGUAAUGCAGAUAUCUACAUCUUCUCGUAUUUCUUUGAUAGAGCCAAAGAUGCAGGGAUUAUAGCAAAAAAUGGUGGAAAGAUGACUGUAAAAGAUUUCAGAAGAGCAGCCGAGCAUUAUUUUUCCAAGCCUUUAGUGGAUCAUCCAUAUUUGGGGAUGGACUUGACCUACAUUUAUGCUUUACUCCAUGAUGGCUACCAUAUACGAUCAAACAAAGGACUGGAGGUGAUUAAGAAAUUGAAUGGAACAGAAAUAAGCUGGGCUUUAGGAUCUGCAUUUCAUUUACUAUCAAGCAUGGGUUUAGCUAGAUAGUGUUAUCAUUCCAUGACUCAAGUACUUAUGUAAAUGUUUGCCAAGAAUUGUAAUUGUGUUACCAGAUUUAUAGUUGAUGUUUUAUUUUUGUCCCCUUUUUCUUCUUCAGACUAAAAAUUUAUCUGAACUUCCAUAAAAAAAACUAUAUUGAGAGUUACAAACAUGUUACAUCAUACUACAUUGCAUUUCACAAAUUGCAACAGCUUUGAUAUGUUUUGAGAAUUUUUUUUUACUCCAUAUUUUGGUAGUGGUCAAGUUAUUUUCGAAAGAGCGAUCCUGAUAAUUCACAAUAUUUCCACCACAUUGCUAAAUUCAUGAGCUUAUCAAUCUUUGUACAUUUACAUUGUAAUUGCAUUGCUGAAAGUUGUUUGUUAGGGAGGGGGUAAUGUUCAAAGUUAUUGCUAUCAUAUUUCAGCAGGAGUUAGGUACUGGUAUGAAAACAAAGUCAUUGUAUGUAUUUUGAUGUUUCAAAUUGACAAGACAAUUCAACGACUUUUGAUAUUUAGAAUAGUUAAGGCAAGUAGAAAAAAAAAUUAAUGCAGAAUAAAAGGGCAUGAGGGUUAAAUAACAUUUUGAUCUCUAUCCAUUGAAGAAAGAAUGCAAUGUAUAUAAAUAAAAUAAUAAUCUAUUAGCACAGAUUAUAUAAUAUAUUAUUGUGAUACUUUACAAUUAUGAUUGAAAAGUCCCAUUUCUAAUUUAUAAAUAUUCAGUAUAUAGUCAGUAUAUACAGUAUAUAUUGAUCUAUACAAUGUCAGUAUUUAUCAUGUAACUCUAAAGGCUUGUGAAUGUGAGUGUUUCAUACUUUUUAAUUGUGAACAUGUUUACUUGAAACAUUUUGUUAAUAUUCACUUUUCCUUAAUGUGCUUGAUUUGUCCUCUACAGUGUAUGUCUAGAUAAUUUGUUAACUUGCUUUGGUUUAUUUUUUGUGUGGUUUAAUUGUAAUGCAUUUAUGACACAUGUACUGUACCAGAAUAUCACAUUAUUGUAAAAUAAUUUGUUCUGUUUGAUGUGUUUUUAUAUAUGUAAUUAUCUUAUUUUUUCUGUUCCUUAAAUGAGGGUUUUACAGUAUUUUUUCUUUCCAUUUCUGCAUUAUGUGUCAACUCAACUUUGUACCAUUUUCAAGUUUCACUUGAAUGCAUGCUAUACACAUUUAAUGUGGCAUAGGUGUUCAAGUUCAAAAAUGUAAUCUUGCAUUGCAAACAUGAAUUCCUCUCAAAAGAAAGCACAAAACCAGUACUUAGAAAAUGGGUUGUUUGAGGGAUAUCCAUUGUACCAUGCUGGCUUUUUCACUGGUGAUGUAUAGUUUCAAAUAUUUGAAGCAAAUUGUGUCAAUAAAUUGUCUUUCAUAAAAUGUAAAAUUUGAAGUUUAUGAUAAAAUAAUAUCCUGGUCAGAAGAA